Messenger RNA from Hyposmocoma kahamanoa, 4209 nucleotides. Its product is annotated as short stature homeobox protein 2-like. Lineage: Eukaryota; Metazoa; Arthropoda; Insecta; Lepidoptera; Cosmopterigidae. The record is from RefSeq and is a predicted model, not a curated record. Gene Ontology annotation, biological process: regulation of transcription by RNA polymerase II. The coding region runs from base 3025 to 4209 and encodes 394 amino acids. The transcript has 5 exons. Gene Ontology annotation, molecular function: DNA-binding transcription factor activity, RNA polymerase II-specific; sequence-specific double-stranded DNA binding. Gene Ontology annotation, cellular component: nucleus.
CUAUGCGUGUUCAAAGCAAUUGUGUGGUGGUGUGGUUUUAUCAAUUUGUAGGGGAGUAUGAAAAUAGAACACAAUUAAAAUCAAAAAUUUUAAUAGUAAGUGUAGCUGAAACAUCAUUUCUACAUUGGCGCAUUACCUUACCUUACCUACCUUACCUUACCUUGCAUUACCUUACCUAUCUUACCAUUAUAAUUAAAAAUCUAGCGGAGAUUGGAUUAACCAAUUUUUUUUUACUAAAUCGCGGAGUUCUAAUUUUCUUCGUGGUCUACUUGGUGUAAUAGUAAUUUUAAUUAAUUAGGUCUUUUGGAGUCAGUAAUUAAUUCUAUUUUGUCUGUUCAUCGUGCCCGAACUCGGAAAAGUGAUUUGGAAUGCCCUUGGAUUCAAUGUGCUUGCACAUGGAUUGAGUAAGCUGUGAGUGAGUACUCAACACAGUGUUUUAGUACUGGAUCUUAGAGAAAUUUUGAUAAAACGUUCAGACUUAAGCAAUUUUAGGAAUAUUUGGAAAAAACACAAAAUUUUUGAAAACAUGGAAUUGGAACUUACAAAAUUUGUGUUUUUAGACAAUGAUUUCUGUGUUUGGACUUUUAUCGUGUGGUACUUAGUACAUUUUUGUUUCUAGAAAGGGAAAGUGAUAUAAUGGAACGAAACACUUAUGGUUCAAUAUGAGUUUAAUAAAAGGCUACACAAAGCCGAAAUAAAUUUAUAAAAGUCUAAAGGAACCUUAAAUAAGUAUAAAUAUGAAAAUAACUAUGAUCUGAAUUCAAGACAAUCAGAAUGCAAGACGCUAAAUGCGCACGGGGAGGAGCUUAAUUUACAGGAGAUACAAUUGGCUGGUCCAGAAUAUGCAACUGCAACAUCGGGUAAAAUUUAUGUUUUACUUGGAGUUAAAGUUUACAAUCAUAUAAUACGUGUCAUAGCCUUAAGGCCUUUUGGUAGUCUCAGGCAAGACACACAGAGACAUUUAGAAGAAGAUAGACUUAUAAGCAUGCGUAAUAAAAUAUUGUGAGACGAUUGGCUGAAAUAUUUUUGGGUGUUCGAUGUGGAAUCGAAUAAUAAUGACAAUUGAGAUGAGUUGUAGCACUGAAAAAGAUGUGUUGCCUGCUAUGCAAUGUAUAUAAAAGAGGCUGGUUACAUUAAAGAUGUUGACUACGAUAGCAGACGUCCGAUGAUCGUGUCUGCUAAUCAUCUUAGUAAACCUAUAGUGAAGGCCGCUGACGUAAAAAUGCUACGUUUAUUCGUUCAAAGGUUUGCAUUCUGCGAUUUAGAGAUUAAGUGAAUAGUGACUAUGUAGGUCAAUGGUCACUAUAUAAAAUAACAACAAACAUCCGAUGAUCGUGCCGGCUAAUCAUCUUAGUAAACCAAUAGUGACGAAUGCUGACGUAAAAAUGCUAAGUUUAUUCGUUCAAAUUUUUGUAUUCUGCGAAUUAGAGAUUAAGUGAAUAGUCACUAUAUGUAUCACUUUCUCUUAGCACGAGUAACUGCUGCCUACUGCCUUCACGUAAAAACGGGUUAGAAAUGUCACUUAGAAACAAGUCCAUUGUCUAGAUCUUAAUGGUAACGAAGAACGACAAGGGCAUUUUAUGGUGCCAAUAAACAUCUCCAAGAGAUAACAGAUUGAUUAAAGUUAGGAAUAUGUGAGAAAGAGCACUCUUGCGCUUUAUGAUAGAAAUUAGUAUUCUUAUGACUACAUAUGGCUUCUCACGUUUCUUAUUUUGUCAGUUUGUAAGCAUCGAGCUUACUUUAUGCCAACGCCAUCUUAAACGAGUAAUUGGGUAAUUUUAACUUACGUGGAGCUUAUCUACGGUUUUUUUUCACAUUAAAAGUGUUUAAGAUUAGGGUCGAGUUCGUUAUGGAGUAACCCAAAUGACAUCAGACCAGUUCUUAUUUGGAAAACCUAAAUGUAGCUGCUGUUCUUAUUUAUUCUGACAACACUUUGGCAAAUGUGCUUUAGGUCAAAUUAUAGAUAAAUAUCUCGGUCCUGAUAAAUAAAUAGUCGUGUGGGAUCAAUGGAAAUGAGUUUUAAGUAAUGUUUGUAUUUUGCAGAUUGCAUUUUGAUUUACAUUUUUUAAUUCGCGUUUGGUAUACGACUGAUGUCUACAAUGUUUUUGUUGCGACUGUUAUAUUAUCACGGUCUGCAAUUAUUUUUGUUAUUUUAUAAUUUUAGUUCGUUGUCUGUUGAAAUGAGUAUCUUCACACUUAUUGUUACUUUGAUAAUAUGAUAAUACCUACGUCUGACCCGGAGAUUAACUUUAGCUUUGCUUUUGUUAUUUUGCAUCUGUAGUUUAAGGACAAUGUCCUCGACGGGCAGAAUGUUUGAAUUUACAAUGUCGUUCAGGUAUAAUUUGUACAGCGAGAUAAGUAAGUCAAUGGCGAGAUAAUAUACAUCUUAUGCGUGAUUUGUUCAGAUUGAUCAUUCAUACCCACUGCAUUGAUGUUUUGAAUAUGCAAAAGUUCUUGUAUAAAUAUAUUCAUGACAUACCACUUUAAAGUACUCAAAAUAUAGAGGUGAUGUCGCAUUUAACACCUCUGUGCCUCUACCAUGAGUUGUCGCUAGCAACCGCGCACUGCUCAAUUUGCCAUACAAAAUUGGCAAAUUUUGAUGAGGUCGUUAGCGACAACUGUCACUAGCAUAGCGGAGACAGGCGCUGAACUAAAAUGAAACCUUUUUUUCUUACAGAAUACGAUACAGAUAUUCAAUUGAAAUUAAGUUUGUGUCCGAACUGACAUCACGAAUGUAGAUUUAGAUGUUAUUAGUUACUUAUAUUUAUAUAUAACGUUAAUAAAAUGUUUUGUCUAUUUUACUUUGCUUCAAUAAAUGUAUAGAUUGUAUUGUGUAAAUAUUUUACUGAACACUUAACCCCAAAAGUGGUUCAGGAUCGUUUUCCGUUGUCUGUCGUCACUAAACACCAAAUUUAUUCCAAAUCACCGCAAUCACUGUGUCCCUUCGAUUUACACUCGUACACAAACACCAAAGGACUGUAUUAAAAAUUCAUGUGCAGCAUAACGAUAAUGUAGGCGUGUAUUAUGCGACGUGGAGGACGGAGGUCGACAUGGCAUCGCGGCAGCCGCGGCGGCGGCGGCAGCUGGGCGGGCGCCUGCGCCAAAGCAAGGCGGGGUUUGAAACACCGCCUUUACCAACCUGUAGCGCCAUUAAAUACCCUCCGUCAUCCCGACAAAAGCAUUUUUCCGUUGAAGAGAUACCAGGAGUGUGAGUGUAGGCGUAGGGCCCGCCUCCACUGCAGUGUGUGUCACGUAGAGCUGUAUGGCAGUGUGGCGGCGCGGCGCCGCGACCUCGCGGCAGUAAUGGUGAUGGAGCGGCUGGCGGACUUCGUGAGCAAGUCGCUGGAAGGCGGCGAGGCCCCGGCGCCGCCGCCCGAGCCUGGCGACGACGAGGCUGAUGAAGAAGUUGACAUCACGGCGCUGGAGGACAAAGCGCCACCGGCCAAGCGCCCGCGCAACUGGCUGUUAUCGCCGCCACCGCACCCGCCGCCGCCCGCCUGCAAAAGAGAUCCUGACGACGAUGAUGAGAGCAAACACGAUGUGAACGAGAAAACUUCAAACGGACUAUUAAACAAUGGCAGUGGGAAACAGCGUCGGUCUCGCACGAAUUUCACGUUAGAGCAACUGGGCGAGUUGGAAAGGCUGUUCGACGAAACGCACUACCCGGACGCCUUCAUGCGGGAAGAGCUCAGCCAGCGGCUGGGACUUAGCGAAGCUAGAGUACAGGUAUGGUUUCAAAAUCGACGCGCGAAGUGCCGCAAACACGAGAGCCAAAUGCAUAAAGGUCUAGUUGUGGGCGGCGGUGGCACACCGCUGGAGCCGUGUCGCGUGGCGCCGUACGUGUCCGUACCGCGACUAGCGGCGGCGCGAGCGCCUGGUCCACCCCCAGGUGCGCAGCUACCUCCUCUCGCGCACCCAACACACCCUGCGCACGUGCCGCACCCGCCGGCAACAGCAUUCGCGCCGUUCGACACAGCUCUGCUCUCUGCGGCUGCGCAUCAGUACGCGAGUGCGGCGGCGGCGGCAGCGGCCGCGGCGCUUUGUCCGCCGUACGCGGGGCUUGCGGCUCUGGCGGCGCGUUGUCGCUCCUCGUCUAUCGCUGACCUGCGGCUGAAGGCGCGGCGGCACGCAGCGGCGUUGGCGGCCGCCCGCGCUUCUCCACCGCCUCAACCUCCCGUUGCGCCAGCUUCCGCCCCAGCGGAUACAUAG